Messenger RNA from Elephantulus edwardii (Cape elephant shrew), 767 nucleotides. RefSeq names its product heterogeneous nuclear ribonucleoprotein C (C1/C2) (gene HNRNPC). The record is from RefSeq and is a predicted model, not a curated record. Bases 168 to 767 code for a protein of 199 amino acids. Gene Ontology annotation, molecular function: RNA binding. Gene Ontology annotation, cellular component: nucleus. NCBI's taxonomy places the organism in Eukaryota, Metazoa, Chordata, Mammalia, Macroscelidea, Macroscelididae. The transcript is spliced from 8 exons.
UGACUGGUUGUGGCCGCGUUACCGACCUCGAGCAAUAGUCGGCUUCUUCGUAUAGAAUACGGGAGUAGGAGGUUCAUAGUCGAAUCUCUUCUCUUUUUUCCCCUCCUGUGAGAUUUUUUUGAUCUUCAGCUACAUUUUUGGCUGUGUGAAGAACUUUAUCAGCGAAGAUGGCCAGCAAUGUUACCAACAAGACAGAUCCCCGCUCCAUGAACUCCCGUGUAUUUAUUGGAAACUUGAACACUCUUGUGGUGAAGAAAUCUGAUGUAGAGGCAAUCUUCUCGAAGUAUGGCAAAAUCGUGGGCUGCUCUGUUCAUAAAGGCUUUGCCUUUGUUCAGUAUGUUAAUGAGAGAAAUGCCCGGGCUGCUGUAGCAGGAGAGGAUGGCAGAAUGAUUGCUGGCCAGGUUUUAGAUAUUAAUCUGGCUGCAGAGCCAAAAGUGAACCGAGGAAAAGCAGGUGUGAAACGAUCUGCAGCGGAGAUGUACGGCUCCUCUUUUGAUUUGGACUAUGACUUUCAACGUGAUUAUUAUGACAGGAUGUACAGCUACCCAGCACGUGUUCCUCCUCCUCCUCCUAUUGCUCGGGCUGUUGUGCCCUCAAAACGCCAGCGUGUAUCAGGAAACACUUCACGAAGGGGCAAGAGUGGCUUCAAUUCUAAGAGUGGACAGCGAGGAUCUUCAUCAAAAUCAUCGAAGACAUUGGUAAAAUUAACAGUCUACAAAGCCAUGAAAGAAGCAUCCUUUCCCUCUCAGGCUUGUAGUCGUCCAUAG